Phlebotomus argentipes is the source of this 4950-nucleotide messenger RNA. RefSeq names its product intraflagellar transport protein 140 homolog (gene rempA). Gene Ontology annotation, cellular component: ciliary basal body; axoneme; intraciliary transport particle A. Gene Ontology annotation, molecular function: protein binding. The transcript has 9 exons. NCBI's taxonomy places the organism in Eukaryota, Metazoa, Arthropoda, Insecta, Diptera, Psychodidae. Bases 1 to 4308 code for a protein of 1435 amino acids. The record is from RefSeq and is a predicted model, not a curated record. Gene Ontology annotation, biological process: intraciliary retrograde transport.
AUGACUCUCUUCUUCGACACAAAAGUGCAGUUUCCCGACCAGGAUGCGGUCAGCACGGUGGCCGUGUGGCACAGACAGGAGCCAUUCCUGGCCGUGGCGUACUACAGUCAGGACAGAGGAGGUUCCGUGACGAUUUUCAGUGACACGGGAGAAACCAUUCCAAAUGUCACCUUCCCGGUGAAUCCAGUGUCUCAGGCGACUGCCCUGGCGUGGCAUCCGGAGAAGAAGCUUCUGGUCAGCGGCUGGGAGAACGGCGACGUGCUCACGUGGACGGAGGGCGGGCGUGAGUUCGCGUCCAUCAAGGGGCCCCACAAGAGCCCCAUCGUGCUGCUGGCGUUCAGCGAGUCCAGCGUGGGCGGUCGGCUCGUGAGCGGCGACUCGAUGGGCGUGCUCACGGGCUGGCGCUGCGACGCGCACGGCCAAUUCCUCACGGCCUUCACGCACGACCUGCGCGAUCCCUUCCUGCACGUCACGUUCCGCCGCCACGUGCAGAGUCCCGUGGCCGCCGAGUUGACGAACCUGGCAAGAGCCGCGGUGGCCGGAGAUGAAUCCGCUUUGGACACGCUCACGAAUUGGCGGCCCAGGACAGCGGCGCGCGGACUCACGCACGCUGGCGUGAAGGACAAUCACUGCUUCUACGUGGGCACGCAAUCCGGGGCGAUGUUUUACGUGAAUCAGGCGGGAACGUGCACAGAAGUGCUGCGCCUGGAGAGUUCGCCGAUCACGCAGGUUCUGUGGCACCCGAAGCGGGACGCCAUCGUGACGCUGAUGGAGGACAUGACGGUGGCGCACUACUUCGUGGAGUCCGGCGGGAGUCUCACGGAGCUGGACAGGGUGAAGCUGAGUGGAAGGAAGCCCGGAUGCAACGGCGUGAUUUCCUGGGCGGGAAGCGCUCUUGCCAUCAUCACGGGCGAUCUGAGUGUGAGAAUCUGGGACAUUGACACGAGUGACAACUUCCUCUUGCCCAUGGAGACGUCAGAUGCCGGCGCUCAGGUGCAGAAAUCCGCCUCGGAAGCCUUCACUUGCCUCGCCUUCUGUCCGGACACUCAAACUCUCUGCGCCGGCACAAAUCAGGGCAAUCUCUACAACUGGCGCCGGAUGAAUUACUCCCCAGACGCGUCGCCGGAGAACGUGUGGCAGCUGAACAACGUCACAACCGUCCGCGGAUCCGUGAAGCAGUGCUCGUGGGGCGUCACGGAGAUCGGGCAGUCGUGCAUCGUGGCCAAUUGCAUCUCCAAUGUGUUCAUCCUCAAGGAACAGCUGCUGGCCGCCGCGCACUGUCGCAAUCUGUGGGCCGUGCAGAAGAGCAUCAGUCAGUGCGCGAUUGAGCACGCGGCGGGCAAGACAAAGACUCUGGAGUCGGACAUCGCCGUGACCAGCCUGGCGCUGUCCGAAGGCUUCAUCGCCGUGUCGAAUGGGAAGAGCGUGACGGUGUUCAAGGUGGCGACGGAGGACGAAUUGGGCGGCAAAGGGGGGCAACUCAAAGUGAAGACUCAUCAGAGUUUUAUUGCCGAGUGUCUGCAAUUAUUCCUGCAUGAGCAGAAUCUCAUCCUGCUGACGUCCAACGACGUGAGAAUUGUCUCCCUCGGGGGUGUCCUGCUGCAGGAGAUAGCCUUUAAGGACACCGAAGGAAAGCCAAUCGGGGCGGACUUGACGGGCAGCUACCUGACACUGUUCACGAUGAAUGGCUAUCUCAAGAUUUACGACGUGAGUCGCCAUGAGCCGAAGCUGGUCACGGCGCCAAAGUCCGGACACAGCAUGUUCGACAGCUUCGGGGAGUUCAUCGUGGCCAGGAGCAAUCUGCGCGGCAGCCACUUGGCGGCCAGCGUGGCCACGGAGAGUCUGCUGCCGGACGGGAAGCUGUAUUUGUGGGACAUUGAGAAGGACGUGGUGCAUCCGUUUGACUUCUUCAGCGCCGUCACGCGGCACGACAGCUUCUUCGCGCGGCUGCCCGUGUCGUUCCGCUGGGAUGCGGAGGACGCGCGGCUGCUGGUGUGCGAGGUGAGGUGCAUCCAGCAGAAGUCGCGCACCACGGAGGAGCGCCAGUCGCACAUGCAGACCGUGACGGAGUCGCAGGCGUGCGUGAUGUUCGUGUCGGAGCGCGGAGGCCUGCAGGAGCUGGAGACCAUCAAUCUGUCGCCCGGGGAGCAAUUGGUCAACCUGUGUGCGCCACACAUCAUAACGCUGCGAAUCAAUAAUAUCGGACGGAUUGCUCUGCGAGAUUUCAAAGGGCUUGAAAAAUGCGACCCAUCAACGCGAAAAAUGGUGCUGGAUUUCAGCUUGAAUGUUGCCCAAGGGAAUAUGGACCACGCUUUCAGAUGUAUCAAAUCCAUCCAGUCGGAGGCUGUGUGGCGCAAUUUGGCGCAGAUGUGCGUUCACACGGGCCGCUUGGAUGUGGCGAAAGUGUGUCUGGGGCACCUGAAGCGCGCCUCCUCGGUGAGAGCGCUGCGGCGCGCGAUGGAGGACGACACGCUGGAGGACGAGGCGCGCAUCGCCGUGCUGGCCAUUGAGCUGGACAUGAUUGAGGAGGCGGAGGCGCUGUACAAGAAGUGCGGCCGAUAUGAUCUGUUGAAUCGUCUGCUGCAAGCGUGCGGGCGCUUCGAGGAGGCGCUGCAGAUUGCUGAGCAAUGCGAUCGUGUGCACCUGAAGAACACGUACUUCAAGUACGCCGAGUGGCUGCGCGAGUCCGGAGACAUCGAGGGAGCCAUCAAGUACUUCGACAAGUCCCACAACUCCACACACAACGUCACGCAAAUGCUGAUUGAUGACCCGGCGGCUCUCAGGCAAUACAUGGCGAGCACAACGGACUCGAGCAUGCUUAAAUGGUGGGGUCAGUACGUUGAGAGCACGGGAGACAUGGAGAUGGCGUUCAAGAUAUACCAGAAGGCCAACGAUUGGUUCUCCCAAGUGAGGAUUCUUUGCUUCCUGGGCCAAUUGUCACGUGCUGAGACCACGGCGCGACACAGUGGCGAUCAGGCGGCUUGCUAUCACUUGGCGCGACACUAUGAGAACAUCGGGAGGCCACAAGAGGCCAUCCAGUUCUACACGAGAGCCCAAACGUACGGCAAUGCCGUGAGGAUUUGCCGGGAGAAUGACUUGCGUGAGGAGCUGUGGACAGUGGCGAAUGCGGCUCGUGGCAGAGACAAGGCGGCCGCGGCGGCGUACUUUGAGGAGUGCGAGGAUUUUAAGCGAGCCGUGGAAUUGUACCACAGAGCUGGAAUGCUGCACAAGGCUGUGGAGAUGGCUUUUGCCUCGCAACAGCCUGAGACACUGCAAGUGAUUGCUUCGGAGUUGGAUGCAUCGUCAGAUCCUGAGCUUGUGUCGCGCUGUGCUGACUUCUUCUUGAGCAUCGAACAGGCUCAGAAGGCUGUUCAACUGCUGGCCAACACGAGGCAAUUCCAGCGAGCACUGGAGAUUUGUCGCGAACGAGGAGUUCCUGUGACAGAGACGUUUGCUGAGCUUCUGACGCCGACCAAGGAUGAGGCAGACGAUGAGACUCGCAGUGGGAUUUUGAUCACGCUGGGGGAAUUACUGCAGGAGCAGGGCGAUUAUCACACGGCCACGAAGAAGUUCACCCAAGCGGGUGACAAAGUGAGGGCGAUGAAGAGUCUGCUGAAGUCUGGAGACACGGAGAAGAUCAUCUUCUUUGCGAGCAUGUCGCGUCAGAAGGAAGUUUACAUCAUGGCGGCGAACUACUUGCAAGCCCUCAAUUGGCAGAAUGAUGCCAAAGUGCUGAAGAAUAUCGUGACUUUCUACUCCAAAGGACAGGCUUUCGAUCUCCUGGCCAAUUUCUACGUCACCUGCGCUCAGGUGGAGAUUGAUGAGUAUCGGGACUAUGAGAAGGCUUUGAAGGCCUUGCUGGAGGCCAAUCGGUGUCUGUCGAAGCUGCCCAACGCCAAGAGAUCGGUGGAUCAGCUGGAAUUGACCAUUGCGGAGUGUCGGCGAGUGCUAGAGCUGCAGGAGAGCAUGUCAAGGGGUGAGAAUCAGGCUGUGAUUGCGGGAUGUCGCAAUAUUCUUGCGCACACUGUGGAGAAACCUCCGGUGCGUCAUGCUGACAUCCUGGUGCUGCUCGUUGAGGCUUAUGCAGCUUCGAGACUGUUCCCGGAAGCCCUCAAUGCCGUCAAGGAUCUCUCCAGUCGGGCGCCGGAUUGGGCAUCGCGAGGACUGAUUGAGAGGUCUCUGAUCGAGAGGAUUUCGUCAGAAUGCGGUGUUCCAGUGGAGAGUGUGUGGAUGUCGGGAAGACAGCGACAAACUUCAGCAACGCCUGAUGAUGACGAAGAGGAAAUCCAGGAGAUGGUCUUCAAUUAGAGUCUCCACUGCAUUCUCUCGGUCAAUCAGGUAGAAAUUCGGUGCCUAUAAAAGACCACGUUUCGGAAGGACAAUUUCAUUUGCUGCUGAAAAGUUGAAGAGUGAACAUCCAGUUCAACAUACAUUCAUACAGAUCAAACAUGUGCUCGAAGUGUGUUGUGAAUUGUAACUGUGAAACUCAGACUGAGUCUGAGCAAUCAACUCUCGCAGAAACCAGCUGGGACAACGCUCCUUGUGUGCCUGUUCAGGAGGCCAAAGAGGAAAUAAUGCUGGAAAUCAUCGGAAACUUAGCGAGAAGAUAUCAAACUCCAAGUCAUUAUAACCGUGUUCUAUACGCGGAAACCUCUCUUUGAGUUCACGGAGAAAUGCAGCCAAAGCUAUCAGAGAAUCACCACGUGAGUCUUCUUGUAUCCUGUGAAAUGUCGCCAUCUGCCAAGAAGCCGAUCUGCAGAAACAACUAUCGUGACGAUGUUGAAUUAACGACUGUGCUGAAGAUCAUGAGGAAAAGUAUCGGAAUAGCAGACUAUUUAUCAGGUGUGUUUAUUCAUCGUAGUAACGUUUCGACAAAUAUGUCACCAUCAUCAACUAUCGUGAGUUACAAAGAAGUUCUAAGUUUAGAAAAGUUAAUGUUUAAAAUUAUGU